Pyrenophora tritici-repentis Pt-1C-BFP is the source of this 1260-nucleotide messenger RNA. RefSeq lists its product as uncharacterized. NCBI's taxonomy places the organism in Eukaryota, Fungi, Ascomycota, Dothideomycetes, Pleosporales, Pleosporaceae. The record is from RefSeq and is a predicted model, not a curated record.
AUGUUCCAGUCAAGCAGACGCCCAAAGGCAACCCUCCGACCCGUAUCCUCCUCCCGAAAUGGUGUCAAGAAGCCGCCCAAGUGGACGCCGCGCACAGCCAAACCAAUUGCGGAGCCAGCUACAUCCUCAUCACUACGCCUUCAGUUUACGCCUCUGCAUACACGAGUCUUGACCCCCUACCCAUUCAACUUGUACCAUGACGAGGACGAUGAGGAGCCUGAGGUUGAUUGCGAGCUCCUGUACGAUGACGAUCUCCUGUACGAUGAGGAGCCUGAGGUUCCUGGCCAGAUCCUGUACGAUGACGAGUCUCAAGACGAUGAGGAGCCUGAGGACAACAUCAUCGUAAACAGCGUAGAGCUCGGUCCCUCGAUGCGAAGCAUAGGCGUAGCGCACUACCUCGAGCAAAUCGCCAAGUUCAGUCCUGAUGACUUCACUCCGCUGUCACCAUCCGACUACAGCCUAAGCGACUUCAGCCUGCGCGAAUCUUCAUCUCCAAGCUGCACACCGUGGUCAGACGAGGACGAGGACGAAGCAACAGGCUCUGGGAUCAAUCCCCCACAAGGCCGCUGGGGCCCUCAAGGAAUCAAUUACAACAACUUCGACAUGCCCAUGCCUCCCUCGUCAGUCGCCAAGUACGAGCGCGAGAUCUACAAAACUAGUACCUUCAAUCCAGCGAUUUGUCUGGCCAUCAUUCGCAUCGCCGAGAAGAACAUGCCUGCCAUCAACUUCAGUUCUGCCGUCAAUCAUCUCCCCAAUUUACGCCCCAGGGACCCUCUUCCAAAGCUCAAUGGCGGUAUCGUGAACGCUCAGUACAAGGAGAGGCGUGGCGACAUUGAGAUGAACGUCAUCUUCCUGCCGCAUUUCUACUACGAUGGACGUCACGCAUUGGGGUACUACGCGCUCUCUCCCGAGCCCGAUAACUGGGCAUGGGCACCCCACCAGGCUGAUCUCUUUGUCAAGCACGAGUUGUUCACGCCAUGCACUAGUUGGGAUCUUGAGCAGUACGACUUGGUCGAUUACGUGGAGGGACUAGACACUACAUUCUCCACCGAUGGAGAGGGAUUGGAUGCGGAGUACAUAGAGAGUGUCGGUGUGAGGGGUGGAAUGUGGCUCGCUUGGAAUGUGGUUGAAGACUAUGAGUAUUGGGUUGCAGAAUGGAGGAUCGUGAAGGGUGUUUGGGAGAGGGAUCUGGCGAUGACAAGAGGAGUUGAGGAGACUAGUAUGAGCGAGCUGGAGACGUGGCGUGUAUCGAAAUACUAG